AUGGUCUCUGAUCCUCGGCCUGUCGACCGUUCGUCUUCGCCAAUGCCAGAUGACCGAACAGGAGAAGACCUUUUGCGGAAGAUCGACGAACUUGAGAAGGAAUUGGCCAAAGCUGAAGCAGCUGCGGUAAACGAUGCGCAUCCUUCUCCCAGAAAUGGAAGCAGUGUUGCAAAUGUGAAUUCUUCCGCAUCCAAGAUGCCGGCUUCGCAGUCUCAGCCCGAUAACGGGCAUGAGAUCUCUACUCGGCGUCAGGUCUCACAAAGUCCCACUGGUCAGAGUGCUGCCUACUGCUUCGAUUGUCACCUUGCCCAUGUGGGCGGGAGUGGCUGUGCUAGCGAUGUCGAUGUCGAUGCCGAGAACUGGCCACGGCUCUUUGCCUCCCUCAGUUCGCUCGAAUUUGACCCGACUGAAGUUUUAUCAGGUAUGUCUAACAGCUAUGUGGACUGCUUGAGACACCUCAAGAUGCUCGACGACGACUUCUCUGGUAAGUUCGACGCUUUUUCGAGACGUCGCGAUUCGUUCAUGCUUGACAUGCUGGAAGCCCUCGGCCGAUGCGGUCUCGGCAAGUAUGUCGAGGAGCUCUCACCAUUUUACGUGGUUGCGAAUGCCCAGACACACUUGUUCAUCUCUCAGCUCAGAGAUAUUCUUGUCACUUUCUUCGAUCGCGAUGUCUGCCGUCCAGUAUGGCAUGCCAUAGCGAAAGAACCCCGCCCGCUGGGACUUUUCAUUGAGUCCCAGCGGCGGUUCGUUGUCAACUACAUAGUGGCCGCAGAAGAAAAUGGCUAUUUGCCCUUGCCUUCCAAAGCGGAACUGACACAAGCAGUCGAUCGGGUGUUCACGAAGAUCAGAGAUCUUUUUGAGCGCCACAUCGAUUUCAAGGAGUCCUUUCUGAAUAUGAUCGCGAACCACUUGACCCAUGGCAGUGAGGACUUACAAGCUAUUUCCUUACUUCCACUGUGCCUGAUGGUGGCAUACGAUUGUCUUCUGGAGCUGGAAUUGACGGGAGAUGAUGAACUUUCCGCAGUGUUUCCGGACAUUACGGAGAUUCACCAUGGCAUCCUUCCAGCGUAUCAGGAAUACAUGGCGGAGACUCCAGCACCAGCAAGUGGCUCGCUCGUCGACAAUGACACUUACGGAGGCGUCGUUGAGCGAGUCAGUGACGUUGACGAAGUCUCCGAAAGCGCAAUCAGCGAUACGCGGAUUGUCUCGAAGCGCAAUGACGAUCGCCUGGACGCCAGACCAGACGAUCGCAGAAAGCGAGCACGUUUCACGCAGGACCAAGUAGGUCCUGUUCGAGGUGAAGCAGGUCCGGAAGCGCAAUUCAGCGGUGAACCGCAGGAGACGACGCCUACGCCCGAGCAAGAUGACGUUAUGGAAGACGACAACGUCGCUAUCGACGACAGCAUCGACGACCUCCAAGUUAUGGAAGCCGAUCAUGCUGCACCGUCUAGAGCAGACAGAUUCCGGAGCCUUCUAUACCUUGCGUUCAACGCAUCGGAAGACGAGGAAGCUGCGCUAGCGAAAUCGCUGGCGGAUCUUUUCCGGAAACCGAUACUGAAUUCGCUACGGUCGGUGAGCGUAUGGACGAAUACUGCGACAAAGCUGCCGAGGUCAAUGGUCCGAUUGACCUCUGCUGGCGAGCACGCCUUGUGA
This is a messenger RNA of Cyphellophora attinorum, 1653 nucleotides long. RefSeq lists its product as uncharacterized. The record is from RefSeq and is a predicted model, not a curated record. Bases 1 to 1653 code for a protein of 550 amino acids. Lineage: Eukaryota; Fungi; Ascomycota; Eurotiomycetes; Chaetothyriales; Cyphellophoraceae. The transcript has a single exon.